UCAUUCCCCUCCCCACUGUUCGGAACACGAGCAACAUCUCUCUCUCUCUCUCUCUCUCUCUCUCUCUCUCUCUCUCAUUAAGGGCUGUAAGGGGACGUUUUAUGCGCUGAAGAAAUUUGUUGGAGGAGGAUGAGUUGCAACGGGUGUCGAGUUCUUCGAAAGGGAUGCCAUGAAAACUGCGUAUUGAGACAAUCCCUUGACGGGAUUGAGAGUCAUCAAGCUCAGGCCAACGCCACUGUCUUUGUCGCCAAGUUCUUCGGCCGCGCCGGCCUCAUGUCCUUCCUCUCAUCCGUCCCCGAGUCUCAACGCCCUGCCUUGUUUCAGUCUCUGCUAUUUGAAGCGUGUGGACGGACUGUUAACCCGGUAAACGGGGCCGUGGGACUGUUAUGGACGGGGAACUGGCGAGUGUGCCAGUCGGCGGUGGAGACGGUGCUCCGGGGCGGGGCUCUACGUCCGAUUCCGGACUUUUCCGGCGUAUCCCCGGCGGAGGAAUCCGACGGGGCCUCCGUCACUAACAACAACAUCGACUUCUUCGGAUCCCAAGACCAUCUCCGUUUCUCCCGUAGAAAAAACAACAGCCAGGAGUUAACGACGGCGAGACAGGACCCCGCCGCCGCCGCCGAUCUCGAUCUCCGGCUGACGCAAGGUUUUCCGGCGAAACGGAGGGCGGAGACGCCGUCGUUGAACUCGGAGGAAUCUGAAACGACGUCGUCGUUGGAGAGUGGAUCGGGGUAUCAUCGGAAAAGUUCACAAGGGGAAAGGGAUGAGAAGGUUUUGAGAUUGUUCUUGUAAUGAAUAGGAGUAAUAUGUUUGGUCUAUAAACGUUUUACCGGCCACCGGAAACCGGGGAGUUUUGGUGACGGCGGGGGAUUCCGAGGUUAACUUGAUUUCUCACUCUUGUGUUUGUACGAGGGGAGAGAGAGAUGAGAGCAAGGGAGGAUAGUAUAAUUUAUGAGGGCUCGUUUGUUUUGCAAGCUUAUCGAUCAGUCUUUAGAAUAAGCUGAAAUUUAUUUGAAUAUCAUGUGGUUACUUGUUUUUGUUUUA
This is a messenger RNA of Rhododendron vialii, 1044 nucleotides long. Its product is annotated as LOB domain-containing protein 37-like. The transcript is spliced from 2 exons. Bases 130 to 792 code for a protein of 220 amino acids. The record is from RefSeq and is a predicted model, not a curated record. Lineage: Eukaryota; Viridiplantae; Streptophyta; Magnoliopsida; Ericales; Ericaceae. Gene Ontology annotation, biological process: regulation of gene expression.